CUGUAUUGUUUUACUUCAUCUGGUAAUGGUGAUAAAUGAAGUGUCUCUGCAGGUCACUGUUAAGGGUGUCAUCGGAGGUUCUGUGGUUUUACCGUGCUCCUCUAAAGAACCUCAGCUUACAUCUGAAGACAUUACAGUGAAUUGGAAACACCAUAACAGACUGAAAGUAUAUGGCAUUGUUAAGGGUAAAGUCUCUGUGGAAGGACAGCAUCCAGAGUACGAGAACAGAGUUGAAAGUGACUCUGAGCAGCAUCUGAGAGGAAACUUCUCACUCAAACUCAAAAAUCUGCGGUACAGCGAUACGGGAAAGUACCAGUGCUACAUCAUAGAUGACUCAGUAAUUCAGACUGUGGAGCUACGUAUCGAAGUUUUUGGGGUGUACUAG
Sinocyclocheilus rhinocerous is the source of this 385-nucleotide messenger RNA. RefSeq names its product CD276 antigen homolog. Gene Ontology annotation, biological process: cellular response to lipopolysaccharide; T cell costimulation; negative regulation of T cell proliferation. The coding region runs from base 26 to 385 and encodes 119 amino acids. Lineage: Eukaryota; Metazoa; Chordata; Actinopteri; Cypriniformes; Cyprinidae. The record is from RefSeq and is a predicted model, not a curated record. The transcript has 3 exons. Gene Ontology annotation, cellular component: external side of plasma membrane.